Molecule: messenger RNA, 3960 nt
Organism: Anopheles bellator
Lineage: Eukaryota; Metazoa; Arthropoda; Insecta; Diptera; Culicidae
Exons: 3
Coding region: 1-2166 (721 amino acids)
Source: RefSeq, a predicted model, not a curated record
AUGCAAACGAAGAGGCAACAGCUUGUAAUACUACGUCAAAGCGGUGGCAACUCGCAACACAGUUGUAACUGUGGAAAAACAGCAGGACGCUCAAAGGGCGGCAACGCUCAUCACAGCCACAGUCAUCAUCAAGCGCAUUCCACCAUAAGCAGCAACAUACGAAAAGAGCUAGCUUCGUACGAGAACCCGUACCAAUCUCAAGGUGCAAAUUCGGCUUGCGAAAUUAAGAGCAAACGCAAUGCCAGCACAGAGAGUCUGGAUUUGUUCGACAAAUUCGCAAGCGAGGAGGAUUGUACCUGUGCUCUGUAUUCUCCUAGUUUUCUGAAGGAAGGAAAAUGCUGCAAAAAGUGUCGUACCUCUGAUCGGAGAACAGCGGCGUAUAAGACGCGAGCAGCGGGAACAAACGGUACGGGUCAGAAGAAGUAUAAUUCUUCCAAGUUUAAGGAUGCAUCUACCAGCCCAAAGUCGAACAGUCCUCUGAAGGUUUCGGCUCAGGAAUGUCGCAGCCCUAAGAUAGAGGCCUCCACAGACACGAAAUUUGAUUUUAACUGCUCACCGAAAACAUCCAGCCAUUACCGACGUCUUUCGUCGCUGAGCAUUAAUGGGGCAAGCAAAACUGUGGCCACAAGUCCUAUGAACACACCAAGCCCAGGAAUUAGUCCGCAAAAACUAUCACCGAUGAAAGGCACGCUUGAAAAGUCGAACUCUUUGGGGGAUAGUAAGCCGUCACGUUUAUUGCGUAACACACGCAGCUUAUCGCCUCGUCCCCCAAUGCGCCAUCAACAUUCAAUAAUGGUUUCGGACGAAAACGACAUCAUCUCCGUGAAGCUUUCUCCCAAUCAGGAUUUCGAAGACGAGUCGUUAAAGUUAUCGAUGCCACCUGCCACAGCUGGUGGUGGUUGCGAGGCACGUGUAAAAGACCAAUUUGAUGAAUCCUCGUCAAUUGUUGAUGUUGGUGUUGUCAAUAGCGAAGGUACUUUAAAACUAGGUGAUUGCUCGAAAAGCGCACUCAGCAACCGAAGCACCAGCUGUUUAGUGUACGUACCGUCGGACCCGUGGACAAGAAUGUCAACUAGUACCAUAGCUUCGCCACCAUCCGUUAAGCAGCAGAAGUCAAAAACGCUGGACAACAGCUGUAAAGCGUAUGGCAAACCCUGCUUGGAGUCUAUAAAAAACUCCGAUCCCUGGGUCUGGCGCUCUAAUGUGCAUCUUUCCGAGGCGCCCACUAGCAAAGGUGGUAGGAAACGACAUGUAUUACCGCACCAGGCAAAAUCGCUUACCAUGGGUACGGUUAGCCACGAUGACUCGAAUAUAGGCAGUAAACUACGUUCGGCAAAACUUUGCCAACAACAGUCACUUGGCCGGUUCGAAAAAACACUCACCAUUCCGGGGGUGGACGGCAGCUUCGACGCUCGUAAGAAGAUCACACGGCCGAAGUUGCAGCGCUCAAAAUCACCGGCUUUCUAUGAAGACUUUUUCCAGCACUUGCAAACUGGACAAGACACGAACAAAUGUCCAGUCAACGGGGGCCAUUCAUUAGUAAAGAACAAGUCGGUUUCCUCGUUAAAAAUGGAAAAGAACGCAUCAAACUCCAACCUAAAUGGCCAUGGCCAUUCAGCUGGCAGUUCUCUGCAUCACAUGAAUCACAGCAACAACAACAAUAGCAGCAGCAGUAACAGCAAUAGUGUCAGCAGUUACAGCAGUUACAAUGAUAAUGGUUCACCAACAUCAAAAAGACAUCCUUCACCGAAACUGACUAUUUUGGCAGCGUCUACGCAGCAGCCGCAUCCCUCGCCUUCGAGACAAUUGUCAAUGGGCCAGCAAGAGAUGUCAAUCAAGGCGUCGCUAAAUUUGUUGAAUCCGAACAUGCUUCAACCUCGCCACAGCUUUUCGACACCAUCGCAAAAAGAUGACGAGCUGCAACUUAAUAUCCGCCGAUUAAGCGAGCAGAUGAAUAAGUACAGCCACUCCAGUGCAGCGCCGGCGUUUCUGAACGAAACGAUUGCACAGCAAAAGGCCAAAACAGGGGGAGUUUGUGGCAGCAGCUUAACUUCCGGCCUCGGCAGUGGCAGCAACGUAGUAGUCGAACCAACGGUAGCUUCUACCCAACGCAAGACUGCGUCCCACUCUAAAAUCAACGAGCCGAUCUUGGAAACACGCUGCUAAAAUCAUGAUAAUAACAUCUGGGAUUUGAUUUGUAGUUAGCAAACAAUCAAUCUGCAGUAUUUUGUUCCGCUUGAAAGGUUUUGAUCAACUCAUCGAUACUGGCUAGAGCGGGUACUGCGGAAUACGGCUCAACGUGCGUUUGAAUCUUUUAGUUUAUUAUUGUCGGUUGAAAUUUGAUAGUAAAAUGCACGAGUGGUUCAGUGCCCUGUGUCGUAAGCAUGGCCAACAUUAGUUUCCAUUAAUCGGAAGAGCAAGAGUUAACCAAACAAUCAAUACAGCCAGCUAGCACCCAGGAACGAAACAAGAUAGGAUACCCUCUCUUACCAUUCGGUAAUUCGGUAGAAUGCCAAGAAGAGGUGGCAAGGAUUUACGGAAUAUCAUUAGUAAGAUAUUUAGAUAUAAGACAUUUAAUUACAAAACAGUGUAUCUAUAACGAACGAAUCGGGCAAACUUAUACUUUAGUAAAUAUUUGAGUAAUUGUUGUGAUCAGAAUGUAAAGAAAUGCUUCAAUUUAUCGUUAACUGUAAGGAAGGACACAUUUGGUUGGCAAGGACAUACAGCAGGAAGUAAAGAAUACAAUAUCAGCCGUGUUCGUAAAUUUAGGUAAUGGAUGUGUAUUGCAUUGAUUACCUUGCUAGACAAGAUUAAACCAAAAUCGUGUCAAAUGCCAAUGUAUAAAGAUUGAAGAAUUGAGAAAAUAGUUGUAGAAGACACUGACAGUAUUAUGUCUAGUAAAACUGCUUUUAGGCAGGCAGGAAUUGCUGAGCUCGAACACUACAUAAUGCACACGGGCAACCGCACAGAGAGGAUAAACAAUUGCCCGUAAUAAUACGCAACGUGCGACGAACUUUUCUUGAAUAUGGACUUAUGAUGAUGCCGUAGUAAAUUUAUCAGUUGACUCAGUUACGUACAAUGGUUGUGCGUGGUUCAAUCAUUAACGAAGCAUGUAAAUAGCUGUUGUGCCAUUAGAGUAUUGUUUGACUGAAGAAAAAUCAUUCCGCCAUUCGUUUUCUUGGUACGUUGAAGCAGUGAAGUACAUAACAGCAACGUAGCGUACAUGUCAAAGGAUUUAGUUGUUUUUUCUCUCUAAAGUGAUUUUUUAAAUAUUAUUAGAGCGGACAGAGCCGUAUUGAGCACCAACUUAAACUUAAAGCACUCCAGUAGUGCAUUACAGUUCGAAGUGACGUCUUUCGCCAAGAAACCGCAUGCAACUCAGACGGUUGAUCUACGGACGAGCCACGGAAAUUGAGUGUUUUUGAACAUAAAUUAGUUAGGCAAUGAAAAUUGAAUCGGCUGGAGAUAACACUCUACAUCAAUACUAGGAUGUGUCCGAACACACAGUGAUAAUAUUUCCUUGUGAAAACGGCGGCAACUUUUAGAAAAUCACACCUAAACUGCCAACCAUAAAAACGUAUGGUUUGUAAAAAGAACCAGAUUCAACGUAGAACCAAGGCUAACGAAUCCUCGAGAGGCUCUUUUAACGGUUUUAUUGUACAUACUUCACAUGAAAAAGUACUAUACUACAAUUACAUUUCAUCAUGCAUCUCGCUACACCAGCGACUUCAUAUAUUAGAAUGUGUGAUUCUUUUGAGCAGAAGAACUGGUUGCUCUUGCGUGAGGGUUUUUUUGGGGUUUGUUAUCCCCGCACUAGGCAGUGGAAAAUGAAAGACAUUUCGUAACUGCCCCAAUUUAUCGUAUUCCGAGAAUUCGCUGUAACAACCUUACACUACAGUUCAAAGGGUGCUUGAGCGUGUGGAUCGGAAAAUCCUGAUCAUUUACGAUUUCAUGAUAAAU